Neltuma alba is the source of this 390-nucleotide messenger RNA. RefSeq names its product glutaredoxin-C9-like. The transcript has a single exon. The record is from RefSeq and is a predicted model, not a curated record. NCBI's taxonomy places the organism in Eukaryota, Viridiplantae, Streptophyta, Magnoliopsida, Fabales, Fabaceae. The coding region runs from base 1 to 390 and encodes 129 amino acids.
AUGCAGCAAGCAAUCCCCUACAGAACCAGUCUCCCUGCCGGCCUAUCACCAUCGCCGUCCGAUGACGAUGUGGUCGUGAGAAUGGUUUCAGAGAAGGCAGUGAUCAUCAUAGGCAGACGUGGCUGCUGCAUGUGUCACGUCGUCAAACGGUUGCUUCAGGGUCUGGGCGUCAACCCUCCGGUUUAUGAACUUCACGACGACCACGAAGCCAACAAAGUGGCCGGCGAGCUAUCGAAGAAGCUUUUUGCUGAUUUUGACGGCGGAGAGGUGCAGUUUCCGGCGGUGUUUGUGGGUGGGAAGUUGCUCGGAGGACUGGAAAGAGUGAUGGCCACUCAUAUAUCAGGUGACUUGGUUCCUAUUUUGAAGGAUGCUGGCGCCUUGUGGCUCUGA